This is a messenger RNA of Fundulus heteroclitus (mummichog), 7987 nucleotides long. RefSeq names its product multiple epidermal growth factor-like domains protein 6. The transcript has 49 exons. The coding region runs from base 419 to 7987 and encodes 2522 amino acids. Lineage: Eukaryota; Metazoa; Chordata; Actinopteri; Cyprinodontiformes; Fundulidae. The record is from RefSeq and is a predicted model, not a curated record. Gene Ontology annotation, molecular function: protein binding.
UCAGUAGUCAUAGGAAGGAGGAGUACUCAAGCUUGAAAUCAGGGAUGCAAUAGAUGCAAGUACUGAACGAACUUGCAUCUAUUACCGACUCAUUAGAUUAAAGGCUAAAAGUAGUGAUAAUUUUAUUGUCCGUCUAUUACAUCUAAAUAAAACCUCUUCCCCAGGCUCUGAAGGAGGACUUUGCCCAACAAGUCAUCAUUGCCCCGAGGGAAGCUCCACCCCAGUCGCCUGCCCCGCUGGAACCUACAGCAACCUCACAGGUCAGCCAACGUGCUCCCGGUGCCCGGCAGGGUAUUACUGUCCGGAAAAGACUGACAACUUCACCAAGUUCCCCUGUCCCCCUGGGUUCUACUGUCCUGAUGGAACUAAGCAUGCCACCCAGUUUCCUUGCCCCCGUGGGUACUACAACCCGGAGCCCAUGACUCAGAGUCUGGACAGUUGCCUCCCUUGUCCUCCAGGACACUACUGUGAGAAGGAACGACUAACCAAAGUGUCUGGAAAAUGCAAGGCUGGUUGGUUCUGUGUGUCGGCAGCUUGGAACUCUCAGCCCUUUGACCUUGAUAAUUACACAAAUGCCAACUGCCUGUGCCCAGCUACCUCCACAGGGGGGCGCUGUCAGGUGGGCUUUUACUGUCCUCUGGGCAGCUCUGAGCCUACACCUUGUCCACCGGGAACCUUCUGUAAUAAAUCAGGUUUAGCUUUGCCAGCAGGACCGUGCUCUCCUGGGUAUUAUUGCGUUGGAGGAGCCACUGAGGCCAGACCAACUGAUGGGGUGACAGGCAACAUCUGCCCUCCUGGGACAUACUGCGCGGAAGGAUCAGGAGAGCCAGAGUUGUGUCCACCUGGAAGCUUCUCCCCUCUGUCUGGUCUGACUAAUGUGGCUAGCUGUCAGCCGUGUACAGCAGGGUUCUACUGCGGAGGCGCAGGCCUCCGGACUCCUACUGGACCUUGCAGCCAAGGAUAUUGGUGUCCUCCGGGUCAGAGUGUAGCGACAGCUCUGGCGUGUCCUUCUGGUCACUUCUGCUUAGAGGGUAGCUCAGCUCCAGAGGCCUGUCCGUCAGGAACAUACCAGGACAGAGACAAACAGGGAUCUUGCAUGAUCUGUGAGGCUGGUUACCACUGCGAUUUGAGGUUGGGUCCUGUCAACACAUCCUUGCCCAGACCCUGCCCUAAAGGACAUUACUGUCCUGCAGGUACGGGCCUGGCCAACCAACACCCCUGCCCCAUCGGCUCCUUCAACCCAAGAGAGCGUGCAGGCAGCCCAGCAGGGUGCGUCCCUUGUCCUGCCGGACGCUACUGUGCUUCUGUUGGACUAUCAGAGCCAACAGGACCAUGUCAUGCUGGAUAUUUUUGCAAACUUGGGGCAUCCUCUCCUUCCCCACAGGAUGACUUCUCAGGCUCCUUGUGCCCACCUGGUCACUAUUGCUCCUCAGGCACCGCCGCCCCCCAAGCCUGCCCUAAGGGAAGUUGGUCAAACAGCUCCGGCUUGCGCAGCCCGGAGGAUUGUAAAGCUUGUUUGGGGGGAUUUUACUGUGACUCUGCUGGCCUCACUAAACCCAGUGGAUUCUGCAGUGAAGGAUAUUACUGCAAAGAGGGAGCUGUCAUAUCUACUCCCACUGAUGAAAUUUCAGGAGGACCCUGUCCUGAGGGUCACUACUGCCCUGAGGGAACAGUUCAACCGCUGCCCUGUGAUCCGGGGACUUAUGUGGCUGUAACACAUGCGAGUCGGUGUGAGCUUUGUCUCCCAGGAUGGUUCUGUGUGUCUGGCUCUCUGUACCUUUGUCCUGCAGGAUUUUAUUGUCCCGAAGGAACUGGAUUUUCCUUAAAAAGCUGUCCAGAGGGCACGUAUGGUCCAGAUCCCGGCUACUGGUCCGUCUCCCAGUGCAGGCAAUGCGACGGAGGCCAUUACUGUUCUUCCAGAAAUGCCACAGCUGUCACUGGGCCGUGCCAGGAAGGAUAUUACUGUUCACAUGGAAACAUCUCCCCACAGCCUCUCUCACAAGCUGCAGGAGCAGGAGGAGGACCUUGUCCUGUUGGACACUACUGUCCCCAGGCCACCAUCCAUCCUCAGCCCUGUCCACCUGGAACAUUCUCUAACAUCACCAAAGUGGCCUCCAAGGAGGAUUGUCAGCCAUGUUUCCCAGGUUACUACUGUGAUUCAGUUGGGCUCUCAGCACCUUCAGGGAAAUGCUGGGAAGGCUUCUUCUGUGCAGGGGGUGCAAAUCGCCCUGACCCUCCUUUUAAAGACAGCCGUGGAGGUCCAUGCCCAAAAGGUUUUUACUGUUCAGAGGGUUCUGCAGCUCCUCAGCUCUGCCCCCUGGGAACCAUCAGCACCGAAGAUGGCCAAGCCAGCUGCAGUGUCUGUCCCCAGGGAUUUUAUUGCCCUGGCAAAAGUGACAACUCUCUGCUGGAGAGCUUCGAGUGUCCACCGGGUCAUUACUGCCCGACCGGGACCUGGUCCAAAUACCAGUUCCCGUGUCCAGUUGGAACAUUCAAUCCUCGCACUCAGAUGACAAAACCCCAGGACUGCGUGCCAUGCCCUCCAGGCUCGUUCUGUGCAACUUCUGGUAAAGAUGUCGCAUCAGGCCUGUGUAGUGCAGGCUACUACUGUCUCUCCGGUGCUCAGACGCCAACACCAGAGGAUGGAGGGGUGACAGGGGAGAAAUGUCCUGAAGGGCAUUACUGCACUCAGGGCUCCUCUGCACCCCUUCCCUGUCCUAUAGGUUAUUACAGCAACAAAAGCAGAAACAGUCAUAUCUCAGACUGCCUGCCUUGUCCUCCAGGCUAUCUGUGUGUCAGCAGAGGGCUCUCUUUUCCUUCUUAUAUCUGUCCAGCUGGCUUUUACUGUCCAGGCAGAGAAAACGGCAACCCGCAGGACGCUAUAACCUGCCCGCCAGGCAGCAAGUGCCCACCUGGAUCUGAUAGACAGGUGCCCUGCCGGCCUGGGACCUAUCAGAAUUUGCCGGGUCAGGCAGACUGUAUUGAAUGUCCUGCAGGAUUUUUCUGUCCUGGCUUAGUCAGUGCAGAUGCUGGCCAAGUGUCUGGAACUCACACCCCCAUGCCUUGUCCUAAAGGACAUUAUUGCCCUCCUGGAACCCAGACUGGUGUAGCCUUCCCAUGCCCAGCUGGCACUUUCAGCAACCAGAUGGGCUUGUCCAAUAAGUCAGACUGUGAGCUCUGCCCCCCAGGGACGUACUGCAGUUCCUCUGGACUGGCUGCUCCCUCUGGGGUCUGCUCUCCUGGUUACCUCUGUAUCCAAGGUUCUGUUUCCAUCCAACCAGAGGAGGGCCCAACUGGACGGAGGUGCUCUGCAGGGUCCUACUGCCCACAGGGCACAAGCUUCAUGGUUCCUUGCCCUCCAGGCACCUUUAGCUCCGUCGAAGGUGCAGCGUCUAUAGAAGUAUGUCAGCCCUGUUUGCCUGGCCACUACUGUGCUAAGCCUGGAGCGUCUUCCCCGUCUGGACUCUGCAACCCUGGUUUCUACUGCAGAGAGGGAUCAACAGCUGCCUCGCCUUUGAGAAAUAUAACUGGAGAAGCAGCAUCUUCAACCAGAUUUGAUGAUGAUUCAGUCCAUGGGGAUGUGUGUCCUGCAGGCUACUACUGUCCAAAAGGCAGCGCAAAACCAAGCCCCUGUCCUCCAGGUACUUUCUUAGGGAGGACUGCAGCGCACUCUGAGGACGAUUGUGCAGCUUGUCGCCCCGGGUUGUAUUGCCCCUCGUGGGCUCAGACGUCAGAGGACCUCCUUUGUCCCCCCGGAUGGUUCUGUCCAACAGGAUCAUCGUCUGGACAUCAGCCAGGACACCAGUGCCCACCUGGCUACGCUUGUCCACCUGGUUGUGCAGAGCCAGUCAUCUGCGGUCCAGGCACUUUUCAGUCUUUAUCUGGCCAGCCAGUUUGUGACAGCUGCCCACCUGGUUUUUACUGUCUUGAAGGUUCUUCUAUUCCGUCUCCGUGUCCAGUGGGCUAUGUCAGUCCAUUAGCUGACAGGAUGUCCCUGAGUGAAUGCUCCCCCUGCCCCUCCGGCCGCUUUUGUAACAGCAAAGCUCUGACAGAACCGUCUGGACCCUGCAGCCCAGGGCAUUUUUGUUCCCAGGGGUCCACCGAGCCUUCACCUCUCUCCCAGCCGUAUGGUGAUGUGUGUCCCAUGGGGCACUUCUGUCCUCAGGGAAGUGGGUCACCCAAACCCUGUCCUGUUGGCAGUUUCCUUCCUGACACGGGAGCUUCAUCCCUCUCCCAAUGCCGUCCUUGUCCCCCAGGGAAGUACUGCCAAACUCCCGGAGCCUCACAACCCUCAGGUUUAUGUUAUACAGGUUUCUUCUGCGCUGGAGGAGCUGAUAGCCCCACACCGCGAGCCAACUCAUCUGUUUUUAAUUGUCUUGUGGAAAUCCUGGACCUUUACUCGAUGAAAAUAGACACUGUCUUCUGGAUUCAUAAUCUCUCCUGCUCCAACUUUUCUGCUGCAGGGAGAAACGCCGCCGGGAUGAAGGUAGCUGCGGUGCCACAGGCAGCUUCUGAUCACAAUGUGAAUCACUCAGCAGAACAUCUCAAGAGUCCACAUUAUGCAUGUUCCACCUACACAGGAGAUGUAUGUCCUAAGGGUUUCUAUUGUCCUUUGGGAUCCGCUUACCCUAAGCUAUGUGAUGUUGGCUUUUACUGUAACCAGACUGGUCUAGAAGCACCGGUGGGGCCCUGCAUGGCUGGUUAUUACUGUCCCUGGGGGUCCUCAGACCCUUACAUCAACCCCUGUCCCCCUGGACACUACUGCCCAGUUGGAACACCACUUCCCAUUCCCUGCCCUCUAGGAACCAUUCAAAGUUCCCUCGGUGGAUCCACAGUGGAAACAUGUCAGCCGUGUCCCCCAGGUCACUACUGCGAUCAGAGAGGGCGAACUGAGCCAAGUGGCUACUGUGCAGACGGCUACUAUUGUCCGGGAGGACAGAGCUCUCAAAGACCACAACUGCAUGUCUGUUCACUGGGACAUUAUUGUGAGAAGGGCAGUGUGAGACAGACGCCCUGCACUUCUGGCAGCUACCAGCACAAACAGGGCCAAGGGACCUGUGAAACAUGCCCCCCCGGCUUCUAUUGUCAAGAUCAGGGAAUGAGUCACCCACUGCCCUGUGAAAGAGGAUAUUACUGCCCCACUGCGUCAGCAAAUCAGCGUCCUUGUCCAUCAGGGACCUAUGGAAACUUGUCAGGACUUGCAGAGGAGUCCCAGUGCGCACCAUGUGACCCUGGCAUGUACUGCAAAGGAGCAGGUCUGAGUAUCCCCAGUGGGCUUUGUGCUGAGGGGUACGUUUGUGUUGAAGGAGCCUUUGAGCAUUCGCCAUCAGACAGUCUGACAGGAUUCCCAUGCCCUGCUGGGCAUUACUGUCCCACGGGGACUUUUGUACCAAAACCGUGCCCUAAAGGAACAUACAGUGAACAGAUCGGACUCACAGACAGUUCUCAGUGUCAGAGCUGCAGUCCUGGCUUUUACUGUUCAGAACCUGGUCUCUCGUCAGUCUCUGGGCCGUGCCUCCCAGGUUUCUACUGCUUAGAGGGUUCUCAGUCUGCUUCUCCAAGAUCAGGCGAAUCUGCAGGCAUUUGUCCAGCAGGCCACUACUGUCCCCUGGGCACCAGUGUUCCUUCACCCUGCCCAGCUGGUUUUUACCAGAACAAUCCUGGAAGCAAAGGCAAAGAUGACUGUAAAGCCUGUCCACCUGGGUGGUUCCAGGAUUCGCCUGGCCAAAAAGAGUGUAUCCCCUGCCCUGCUGGAUUCCACUGUCAGCCUCUGAGUCCCACUCCCAACAGAGGGACUUCUCUUGGCGUCCCCAGUCCUCUGCCCUGCCCAGCUGGGCACAUUUGUCCCAGAGACAGUCUGGACAAUCAGCCCGUUCCAUGCCCUAAAGGAACCUACAGCUCCAGCCAGGGUCUUAUCUCUACAGGUCAGUGCUUAAUGUGUCCGGCAGGUCAGUUCUGCGGGUCCGAAGGUUUGGUUGAGCCCUCUGGACCGUGUGCUGCUGGUUUUCUGUGUCUGAUUGGUGCAAAGGUGCCAAAUCCAACUGACAACAGGACUGGAUCUCUCUGCCCUCCUGGGUUAUUCUGCCAAAAAGGGGUUAGAGCAGGUGAUUGCCAGGCAGGGUUUUAUUGUGACUGGGGCUCCUCAAAAGCAGAUCAGGCUCCAUGUCCAGCUGGUUUCUUUUGCCCCAGUGGAACCCCGACCCCCUUAGCUUGUCCUGCAGGAACAUUUAGCUCUGAAAUGGGCAACCCUCAUCAAGACAACUGCACCAAAUGUAUCCCUGGAUACUACUGUCAAGCUGAGGGUACCCUCCAGCCUGUACUGUGUCCCGUUGGACAUUACUGUCCCGCAGGGCAGAUUUUAGGACAGGAGUUCCCUUGUCCACCUGGGACAGUGCAGAGCCGGCUUGGAGCCUCCAGUCCUGAUGCUUGCAGUCCCUGCCCUGCUGGAAUGUUUUGCUCUCGGUUUGGUCUGUCAGAGCCCUCAGGUCUGUGUCAGGAAGGAUUUUUUUGUCCUGCAGGAUCAACCAGUCCAAACUCCACAGAGAAUCAGGGUAAUUCAACCAACGGUUAUCUUUGUCCAUCUGGGCAUUAUUGUCCGUCUGGCACUGGUCAGCCUCUCCCUUGCCCCGUUGGCUCUCUUGCCAUUUCCCAAGGACUGAAAACAGCAGAGGAAUGUCCACCUUGCCCUCCUGGUUUAUAUUGUGACAGUCCUGCAAUGUCAGAUCUCUCCAACGCUUCGCCAUGUCAUGCUGGGUAUGUGUGCUUGAGAGGAAGUGCCAGUCCCACUCCGUCCGACGGGUCCCAUGGCUACCCAUGCCCUGCUGGCUACAGCUGUCCUGUUGGUGCAGCAAGCGAAGUGCCCUGUGAAGCUGGCACUUACAGUCCUGCCCCCGGAGCAGCUCGCUGCCUCGUCUGCCUGAGAGGAACCAUGUGUCCCUCUUCAGCGACUCAAGAGCCCUCAACCUGCUCAGCUGGCCAUUUUUGCCCCGCUGGGACAGUGCUGCCUGAGGCAUGCCCUAUAGGAACUUUCAAUAACCAAACAGGAGCUCAUUCUCCUUCUGCCUGCUUGCCAUGUCCUCCUGGAGUGUACUGUAGCUCAUAUGGAGCCUCUACUCCGCAAGGUCCAUGUUUGCAGGGCUACUUCUGCCAGGGUGGAGCCACAGCGCCAACACCUGAGAGCUCUGAGAUCUUUCUGAGAAAUGGUCCCUGUCCUGCUGGACACUAUUGUCCAGCAGGGUCUCUCAACCCAGUUCCAUGCCCUGCUGGGAGUAUUCGCAAUGCAACUGGAGGUGUGUCCUUGGAAAGCUGCUUUUCAUGUCCUGCUGGUCACUACUGCUCUUCUGAGGGCCUGGCUAUCCCUAGCGGUCCAUGUUCCGCUGGUUUUUAUUGUCCAUUUGACUUCUCCUCAACCACUCCAUACACCUUCCUCUGUCCCAAAGGCCACUUCUGUCCCGAGGGAUCUGCCAUGGCCUUGCCGUGUCCAACUGGAGCGUACCAGCCAAACCCGGGGUCAGAGAGCUGCUUCCCAUGCCGACCUGGAUUCUUCUGUGAGGAGGCUGUAGUGGGAGACCCGUGGCCCUGUCCUCCACAUUCAUUUUGCCCUGCAGGGACAAUGGUGCCACAGCCAUGCCCCAAUGGGACAUUCACCCAUUCAAACCAGAGUGGGUUACAAGAAGAGAAAGAGUGUUUGCCCUGCCCUCCAGGGAAGUUCUGCAGGGUUGGUAAGAUCCAGGGUGUUUGUGCUGCAGGAUAUCUGUGCAUCUCUGGGAGUGCAGAUUUCACCCCCCAGGGCUCAGUGUCUAACGUGACCCUUUGUCAGUGGGGUGUGCAGUGUGCAGGCCCAUGUCCACCAGGUUUCUAUUGUCCCGAAGGUACAGAACUGGCUCACGUUUGUCCUGCAAAUACAGUCAGGAGCUCCUCAAGGGCAGUGAGUGUAAAGGACUGCUUACCCUGCCCGCCGCAGUAUUGGUGCAAAUCUGGUAAGUAA